Messenger RNA from Neofelis nebulosa (Clouded leopard), 1277 nucleotides. It is a transcript of the gene LCMT1, whose product is annotated as leucine carboxyl methyltransferase 1. The record is from RefSeq and is a predicted model, not a curated record. The transcript has 11 exons. Gene Ontology annotation, cellular component: cytosol. Gene Ontology annotation, biological process: C-terminal protein methylation. NCBI's taxonomy places the organism in Eukaryota, Metazoa, Chordata, Mammalia, Carnivora, Felidae. Gene Ontology annotation, molecular function: protein C-terminal leucine carboxyl O-methyltransferase activity. The coding region runs from base 86 to 1087 and encodes 333 amino acids.
CUCGGAGGCUCGCUCUUUUCCAGGGCGUUUGUGGAGCUCGCUUCCAUGUCCCCGGUGGGCACGGCACCCCGGAACCUCCACGCCCAUGGCCGCUAGCCUGAGGAGGCCCUCUUUCUCCGCCUCUUCUUCCUCCUCAGCCGACCCAGACGACGAGGGGGUGCGCGGCACUUGCGAAGAUGCUUCUAUAUGCAAGAGGUUUGCAGUAAGCAUUGGCUACUGGCAUGACCCUUACAUCCAGCAUUUUGUAAGACUGUCUAAGGAGAGGAAGGCCCCCGAAAUUAACAGAGGAUAUUUUGCUCGCGUCCAUGGCGUCAGUCAGCUUAUAAAGGCAUUUCUACAGAAGACAGAAUGUCACUGUCAGAUUCUAAAUCUUGGGGCUGGGAUGGAUACCACCUUCUGGAGACUAAAGGAUGAAGAUCUUCUCCCAAGUAAAUAUUUUGAAGUGGACUUUCCCAUGAUAGUCACGAGAAAGCUGCACAGCAUCAAAUACAAGCCUUUCUUACUACAACCCAUUAUAGAAUUACAUUCAGAGGACACACUGCAAAUUGAUGGACACCUGUUGGAUUCAAAGAGAUAUGCCAUUAUUGGAGCAGAUCUCCGAGAUUUACCUGAUCUCGAAGAGAAGCUAAAGAAAUGUAACAUGAAUCCACAAUUGCCAACACUGCUGAUAACGGAAUGUGUGCUGGUUUACAUGACCCCGGAGCAGUCGGCCAACCUUCUCAAGUGGGCAGCUAACAGUUUUGAGACAGCUAUGUUCAUAAACUACGAACAGGUGAACAUGGACGACCGGUUCGGACAGAUCAUGAUCGAAAACCUGCGGAGGCGACAGUGUGACCUGGCGGGAGUGGAGACCUGCAAGUCGUUAGAGUCACAGAAAGAACGGCUCCUGUCGAAUGGAUGGGAAACAGCAUCAGCCGUCAACAUGAUGGAAGUCUACAGCAGAUUGCCUCAAGCUGAAGCGAGCAGAAUAGAGUCACUUGAAUUCCUGGAUGAAAUGGAGCUGCUCGAACAGCUCAUGAAACAUUACUGCCUUUGUUGGGCAAGCAAAGGAGGAAGUGAACUAGGUUUGAAGGAAAUCACUUACUAAUCUAUUGGAAGCCCAGGCCGAGCUGGGAGCUGCUGCCACCAACCUUCCCAGAGUGGACUGGCCACGUUUCCUGGGCGGUGGCCAGCCCUGGGCUCGUCCCACACCCUGACAGACCUCACUUCCCAGGGCUGUCGCACCACCUGCUGUGCCCGUUGGCUUACUGUUUAAAUAAAUCUCUGUUGCCAGUUGC